This is a messenger RNA of Rhagoletis zephyria (snowberry fruit fly), 1518 nucleotides long. RefSeq lists its product as uncharacterized. The record is from RefSeq and is a predicted model, not a curated record. Lineage: Eukaryota; Metazoa; Arthropoda; Insecta; Diptera; Tephritidae.
CUGGUAUUUUGCUUGUAAACAAAACACAAUUUUCCGGUCAAGCGAUCUUUUUCGAAUUUUUCGGCUAAUUCAUUGAAAUCUAGCUAACUUAUUUAAUAUAAAAAUGUAUGAGGACGAUUUUGCUUUAUGCGGUUUAAUGUUUACUUACAUCUGCUCGUUGUAUAGGCGUUUAAAAGAUGAAAGGCAUUCAUCGUCGCAACCAGUGCGACCGCAGCCUACAAGGCAAUAUUUGACUCGCAGCAGAAAGUCGAAGCCAAAACUAGGUUAUUUUGAAAUAGUGUUUCUUCAAAUGAAAGCAAAGGAUAAUGAAGACUUCUUCAUGAGCACUCGUAUGAAUGUUUCGCUUUUUGACUCGCUUUUAUCUUUGGUUGGUGAUGAAUUAAAGCGGGUAGUAUUACCAGAGGAAAUCUCAACUGAGGAGCGUCUUGCCAUAACUUUGUUACAUUUAGCAAAGGGUGUUUCCUAUCAGUAUUUAACACAACUUCACAAACUUGAGAGCGAAGAAGCGGCUCGCGAUGUCGUAUUCAAAACCUGUUCAGUAUUAUGGAAAGUUUUACAGCCUAUUUUCGUAACAGAGCCAACUGAGUCUGAGUAUAAAAAUAUAGUAAAAAAUUUCAACACGAAAUGGCAUGUGCCCAAUUGUGUUGGUGCUAUAACGAGUAAGAAAAUAGUACUAAUCAAGGCAAGACCAAAUGGUGAGUCGAAGUACAAGAAUCUCGUUAUAUUGGCGACAUGUGACCAUAACUAUGUAUUUACAUCAAUCACCGUUGUUAAAAACGGCGAAUUCGAAGCAAGGUCUUUCGGUCAGAAGCUAAUGGAUAAUGUGUUGUCGCUGCCCGAACUUGAAGUAUUCGAUGAAGAUCAGGUACAAUUUCCCUAUUAUUUCGCAGGUGAUUUAGGUUUGCCUCUGCGUAAAAAGUUAAUGCGUCCAUACCCUGGUCUGGCGCAAAACCUUCAGCGAAGAAUUUUCAACUAUCGUUUGUCUCGGGCGCAUCAGGUAAUUGAGAAUGCUUUUGGUAUUUUGACCGCCCGCUGGCAAAUAUUUGGCAAGCCAAUAAACGCAUCAUCAGCGAAUGGUGAAAAUAUAGUGCUGGCGGCGGUAGCACUGCAUAAUUUUGUAAUGCUAAGUGACAAAACGCAUUUGAAAGCAAAACUUAUGUACUAUCCCGAAAAGUAUGCAGAUUGGGAGGAUGGAGAUCACUCAAUCAAGGAAGGGCGCUGGAGAGCAGAUAUGAAGAAUACUCUAGGUUCCGCACUUUUGUACUCCGUAUGCUCCCUUAAUACAUCAAGUAAAUCCGCUUUCAACCAAAGGGAUGAACUUGCUGAAUACUUCGAGUUUGAAGGAUCAGUGGAGUUCCAAGGGGAAUUCGUAAGAAAAUUAAUUAAAGAGAAUAAAAAUGAGGGUGAUAGAAGUACAUAAGGUAGCAUUAGCAACCGAGGACAAAAAUUAUCGUUGCAUUUAGGUAGUGAAGCGCAUACAGCAUGCAACUCAUUUUUAAUAAAAAUAACUACAAAUAA